UCUCACCGAGUGAGUCACUGCUGCUAAACCAGUGCUCUCCUCACUGAAUUGUCCCACACCGCUAGCGAUCACAGAUCGGCCCGGCUCUAUAUAUGAGUGCGCACGGAAACAAGAGACAGUAGUACGAGCUGCAGCGCUGUAUGCUCGGUACCAGCCAAACCACCGACGCUUCCAUGGCUUCCUCCUCCUCCCCUGCUCGCCACAUCUUCCUUUUCGCCCUCGCGUUCCUCGCCGCCGCUGGCGCCGCCGACGCGUGGCCGUCGUGGGGUGGUGGUGGCCGCGUGUUCUUCAGCAAGACCACGCGCCCCGAAGCUGUUGAGCUUGACAAGGUGGCAGUAGCGACGACGGCGGCGGCGGCAGCGGACUCUACCAAUUCUAACAGCGCGUCGGAUGAAUUUUCUCGGCCGUCCAGUGGGGGCGACAGCAGCCGCGGGUACGGCCUCUACGGCCGGCCGGAGGAGAGCUACCCGGAGGCCUACUUCCGCCGCGGCGUGCACCACGACGCCGAGAAGCUGACGACCACCGACGCGGCGGCGGCCACGGCCGAGCAGGAGAAAGAGAAGGAAGAGGCGCCAGCAGGCGUGGCCGGCGACGGCGCCUGGGCCGGGUACCCCGAGGACGGCAGCGGCAGGGGGCGGCCGCUGUCGUACUCGUACGCGCGCAUGCAUGGGCAGCAGACGACCACCAGUGCAGCGACGGCCGCGGCCGAGCAAGAGAAAGAGGAGGAAGCGGCGCCGGCAGGAGUGUCCGGCUACGGUGCCGGGCGUGAGUACACCGAAGACGGCAGCGGCAGGGGGCGGCCGAUGUCGUACGCGGGCAUGCGCGGCGGACAGCAGCAGCAACCAUACGACUACGGGAUGAGCGACACGAGGCUGUACCAGAACGGCCGGUACUACUACGACGUGAACAGCGACAAGUACGGCUACGGCCGCGAGUCCAACCCGGUGCGGGGGCGCCCCGAGGAGUUCAACGGCGGGAGGAGGUACGGCGGCGGCGAUGCGGCCGCGCAAGAAUACCCAAACGGCAAUGACCAUCAGGAGGAGUUCGGCGUCGGGUACCGCGCCGGAGUGCAGGUGGGGGGGAGGAGGUACGGCGGUGGCAACGCGGCCGGGCACGAGUACGCAGGCGGCAAUGAUCAGGAGGAGUUCGGCACCGGGUACCGCGCCGGAGUUCAGGCGGGGAAGAGGCAUGACAAUGCGGCGGCAGGGUACGACGCGAAUGGGCUAGAGAACCCGAAGGAGCGGUACAUUCCAUGAAGACAAGAUUUUUCACCCAGGCACACGUUGCGGCGAAGAGUUGUAGUAGACUGCUAGUAUUUGCGUGUGCUGUAAGCCUGUAAGUACGUACUACUCCGAAAGUUACUGUUUUGGUAAAUCGAGCUGGCAUGGCUGCCGAUCUGCGCGCGCGCUCGCUCGUACGUGCGCUUGUUUGGUGAUUGAAGGAUGGAUCAGUUUGUCGGAUAACUAAUGGUGUACUGUACUCGUCUCACUGUACAACAAAAUAAUGCAUGCUAUAUGGCACUGCAACUUUUCUUCAUUGCUGUUCAUGUUUGUUGGUUGCAAGCUCUUCUGUUCAUUUUGUUGGUUGCAAGAGAC
Oryza brachyantha (malo sina) is the source of this 1595-nucleotide messenger RNA. Its product is annotated as RNA-binding motif protein, X-linked-like-3. The transcript has a single exon. The record is from RefSeq and is a predicted model, not a curated record. NCBI's taxonomy places the organism in Eukaryota, Viridiplantae, Streptophyta, Magnoliopsida, Poales, Poaceae. The coding region runs from base 141 to 1256 and encodes 371 amino acids.